This is a messenger RNA of Nicotiana tabacum (common tobacco), 1022 nucleotides long. RefSeq names its product RING-H2 finger protein ATL78-like. The record is from RefSeq and is a predicted model, not a curated record. Gene Ontology annotation, biological process: protein ubiquitination. Gene Ontology annotation, molecular function: transferase activity. NCBI's taxonomy places the organism in Eukaryota, Viridiplantae, Streptophyta, Magnoliopsida, Solanales, Solanaceae.
AUAAUCCAUUCAACACCAACAAACGAAAGAAACAAUUCAAGGAAAAAAUACAUUCAAAGACCAAGAAGAGUACUACUUCUAAUAGCAACUAUUUCCACUCUAUAUUAAUUCAAGAAUUCAUGGAGAACUUCCACUACUCAAGAAGAUUACUUUUAUUACCAGCUACAAUACCACAAUACCACCGGGAGGCCAACAUGGCGCCGCCUCCUGCAGCCGAAAUCAGCCACGACGCGACAGAUCUACUAAUUGGGAACAACAACACAUUUGAUGCAAAUGCUAUUAUGGUCUUGGCCGUACUUGUAUUUGCCUUUAUCUGUUCACUUGUCUUGAAUUCUAUCAUAAAGUGUGCAUUAAGGUGCUCCAGCCUAGCAUCAGCGCUAGACUCAUCCUCAAACCAUAGAAACCCUUCAGCCACAAAGCUAGCUAAUACAGGAAUCAAGAAAAAAGCCCUCAACACAUUCCCGAUUGUAACAUAUACCACUGAAUUGAAACAUGCAGGGCUUGACUCUGAGUGUGUCAUUUGCUUAUCCGAAUUUGGAAUUGGAGAAAAAGUUAAGGUUCUGCCUAAGUGCAAUCAUGGGUUCCACGUCAAGUGUAUUGAUAAAUGGCUGAAUUCCCACUCUUCUUGUCCUACUUGUAGGCACUGCCUUAUUGAGACUUGCCAAAAAAUUAUUAACGGCGGGAGUUCUACUAUAGUAACUAAUAGUAGUACUUCAUCAGCAGCAGUUCAAGAAAUCGUAAUAAGGAUUGAGCCUCUCCAACGUGAAGGUGUUACAUCUAACAAUCAAAUUUAGGUAGAAAAAAUAGGAGUGGUAUCUCGGCUAUGUAUAGUUAAUUGAUUGGUAUGUAGCACACACACUCAAUUAGAUCAGAAGCUUAGCUUUUAAGUUGAUACUUAGUUUAAUUAUUUAUUUUGUCUUGUUAGAAAUGUUUUAGCGAGCUAGCAUGAGGCCGAAUCGCCAGUGUAAUUUUCAAAUGAUUCAUUGGACUUGCAAGUGUAUAUAAAAAUUAAACUUUACUUA